AAAAAAAAGCACACAGAUUAAGGAAACAAGGACAACACAAUGAAUGAACCGGAAUUAUAUAUUCCCUCGUUCAGUUCUAGCGCUCUCCUGUCAGACACCACCACGUGUUGGUCGGGUAGAUUCCUAUGUAACUGAUGACUGUUUCUUGUUCUAACAAAACUUUCAUUUUCUUCCUUAGCAUUAAUUUCUUUUACUCAUCUCAUUGGAAUCGCUUGUUAGUGUGUGAUCUCGUACUAAAGGGUUGUUUGUAAACGCAUGACUUUAUUUACAAAUUGUUUUCAAGUCUACCACCUGCAGGAACCGACAGGACCUUUAAACAACCAAGUGUUAUGAUAUAUUUUCAAUCAGCAGGAAAAUGGUAUCCUCUUUUAUUGAAGGCUGGGAUUUAGUACAGACUCUUGGAGAAGGUGCUUAUGGAGAAGUGAAAUUGGCUGUAAAUACUACAACAAACGAAGAAGUGGCAGUGAAAUUUAUUAAUCUCAAAAAAGAUAUCCAUGCAAGAGAAAGUGUUAGAAAAGAGAUUGCAAUUCACAAACUCCUGAAACACGACAAUGUAAUCCGCUUUUAUGGGAGCCGCACAGCUGGAGAUCAGCAGUUCAUGUUUCUGGAAUAUGCCUGCGGUGGUGAACUGUUUGAUAGAAUUGAGCCUGAUGUCGGUAUGUCUCCACAACGUGCUCAAUAUUAUUUCCGACAGUUAAUUGAAGGACUGGAAUAUUUACAUUCUAGAGGUGUGGCACAUCGAGAUUUAAAACCAGAGAAUCUUCUUCUGGACGAAAAUGAUAACUUGAAAAUCUCCGAUUUCGGUUUUGCCACUGUUUUCCGUUAUCAGGGAGAGGAGAGAGAAAUGGAAAAAUGCUGUGGGACACUUCCAUAUGUUGCUCCUGAAGUUAUCAGACGUCGUCCUUAUUCAGCUCAACCAGCAGAUAUUUGGUCUUGUGGCAUUAUCUUGGUAGCAAUGUUGGCUGGAGAAUUGCCAUGGGAUGAACCAUCAAAUGAAUGCUGUGAAUACUCGGACUGGGUCAAGUGCUGUAGUUUAUCUUCCCCGUGGAACAAAAUUGAAAACAUGGCUUUGUCUCUUUUAAGAAAAAUCUUAAUAGAAAACAGCAAAAAACGUUAUACAAUUCCACAGAUAAAGAAGAACCAAUGGUUUUCAAAGAACUUGAGAAAAUCUAUGCCAAUACGGUUAGAGACCCUUUCUGGUGAUUCUGGAACAUUUAAACGUAGAUGUUCUGGCUUAGACCAAUCUUCUCCUUCCGCUAUUGGAAAAUUUGAUCAUCAGUUCUCCUUGUCCCAGCCCGAUGUUAUUUCCCGUGCCACAGAGAGCCCUUCAUCUGCUGCUGAUUCCCUCAAAGCACUUACAUACUCUCAGCCAGUUCGUCCAGAUCACAUGAUGUUAUCAAGUCAACACCAAACACAAGAAUCUCAGUCAUCUGGUCCACACCUUGUUCGAAGGUUAACUCGCUUUUUCGUAAAAUGUAACCAAGAAGCAACAGUUAAAGAAUUAACGAGAGCCUUUGAAACUCUCAGUUACACUUGGAAAAAGAAUUCUCUAGGAUUGUUUACAAUACAAACCUUUGACAGAAGGAAGUGUCCAUUGUCGUUCAAGGCUGCUCUUGUUAAGAUGGGAGAGAAUCUUUUGGUAGAUUUCCGGUUAUCAAAGGGCGAUGGAAUUCAAUUCAAAAGGAACUUCACCAAAAUCCGUGAUCUUUUACGACCAAUCAUCUCCUCUCAGUCUGCUUGGCUGAAAGUGUCUUCUGUAAAAGAGUUACGCAACGAGGAAAACUGAAAAGAAUGGAGAGAAAAAGUAGACCAAAAAUGAAAAAUGUGUAAAUGUAAAACUAUAAGUGAAUGUGAGAGAGUGUACUGAAGUUUUUUUGUAAUUCUAUGUAUUUGCAACUAGUUUAAAUGUUCUGAUAGUGUGUUUGUUAUUGUUUUGCUAGUUACCAGACUUUGGAGUGGUUGCCUGCCUGCCUUUGUGUAAUUGUUAGCUAUCCUGUUGUAAUCAUGGUAAUUAAUUACUACUGCUUGUUUCAAAAUCUUGUCUGUGUUUACCUCCCUUAUCUGACACUUUUAUGGCUUAUUUUGUUUGGAAGAUAGUCAGAAGGUUUUAAGGUUUAUCAUGCAACAACAAUCAGUAUUAUAAAUAAAUCAACCAACAACAAAUGCAUCAUUAUUAUUUGCUAUGUAGGUUUGAAUCGUGGAGGUGCAAUGGCCCAGUGGUUAGAGCAGCGGACUCGCGGUCAUAGAAUCGCGGUUUCGAUACCCAGACCGGGCGUUGUGAGUGUUUACUGAGCGAAAACACCUAAAGCUCCAUGAGGCUCCGGCAGGGGAUGGUGGCGAACCCUGCUGUACUCUUCCACCACAACUUUCUCUCACUCUUUCUGUUGUACCUGUAUUUCAAAGGGGUCAGCCUUGUCACACUGUGUCAUGCUGAAUCUCCCUGAGAACUACGUUAAGGGCACACGUGUCUGUGGGGUGC
Messenger RNA from Octopus bimaculoides (California two-spot octopus), 2479 nucleotides. RefSeq names its product serine/threonine-protein kinase Chk1. NCBI's taxonomy places the organism in Eukaryota, Metazoa, Mollusca, Cephalopoda, Octopoda, Octopodidae. Gene Ontology annotation, cellular component: nucleus; cytoplasm; site of double-strand break. The record is from RefSeq and is a predicted model, not a curated record. Gene Ontology annotation, biological process: mitotic G2 DNA damage checkpoint signaling; protein phosphorylation. Gene Ontology annotation, molecular function: ATP binding; protein serine/threonine kinase activity.